GUGAGUGAGAGAGAGAGAGAGAGAGAGAGAGAGAGAGAGAGAGAGAGAGAGAGAGAGAGAGAAAGGCGCUUGAUCCCAGAAUGACGGUGCUGCAGGAACCCGUCCAGGCUGCUGUUUGGAAUGCACUUAACCACUAUGCUUACCGGGAUGCUGUGUUUCUGGCAGAAAGACUCUAUGCUGAAGUGCACUCGGAAGAAGCUCUUUUCCUAUUGGCUACUUGUUAUUACCGCUCUGGAAAAGCAUACAAAGCAUAUCGUCUUCUUAAGGGGCACAGCUGCACUACUCCACAAUGUAAAUACCUCCUUGCAAAGUGCUGUGUGGACCUAAGCAGACUUGCAGAAGGAGAACAGAUUUUAACGGGGGGAGUCCUGAAUAAACAGAAGAGCCAUGAUGAUAUUGCUACAGAGUUUGGAGACUCUGCUGGUUUUACACUGUCUUUACUGGGGCAAAUUUACUGUAAAACAGAUCGACUACCCAAAGGCUCUGAAUGCUACCAAAAGAGCCUGACAUUAAAUCCUUUUCUGUGGUCACCGUUUGAAUCUUUGUGUGAAAUUGGUGAAAAGCCAGACCCUGAUCAGAUGUUUAAAUUGACAUCUCUGCAGAAUUUCAGCAGCUGCCAGCCGAAUAUUGCCACUUACUGUAUACCCCACAGGCAGCUUGACACAAUCUUGAUGGAAACACCACAAGACACUUUAGAAUUAAAUAGACUUAAUCUAGAAUCUUCUAAUUCCAAGUAUUCAUCCUUAAAUACGGAUUCUUUGGUUUCCUAUAUUGAUCCUUCAGUAAUUUCCCCAGACUCUGUGCCCCUUGGAACUGGAAGUACCAAACAGGCACAGAACAAACCAAAAAGUGUGCGCUGUUUACUAGGGGCACCUGCUGCUCUUAACCCACUGACUCCAAGUUUUGGAAUCUUGCCUCUAGAACCCAGCCCAGGAGAUGGGUCCUAUCUUCAAAACUUCACCAAUACGUCAUCGGUAAUGGACCCCCCCUCUUCUGGUCUCCCUGCAAAGAAGUCUGUAGCCCGAAUUAGCCAAGUUGGAACAAAAUCUGUGUUUGCACAGAGUGGCAACAGCAGAGAUGUUGUCUCAAUUCCUUUGAUGCAGACGCAGAGCACAGCCCCGCAAACGAGGGGCUGUGAAAGAUUCUACAGCCUGGUCCGAUUCGGAUCAGCAGCUGGAGUGACUGUGAGAGAAGUAGCAGAGAGAGAAGGGGAAAAGAGAGGCUCAGCGGGGAAGAGAGAUCAGACAAACUCAAGUACCACGCCUCAAGUGUUGAGUCCAACGAUUGCUGCGCCUCCAAAUAUACAGCCAAGGAGAAGUUCUCGGCUAUUUACUAGUGCCAGUUCUACUGCCAAGGAGAACAGUAAAAAGUUGAAAAUGAAGUUUCCAACUAAAAUCCCUAACAGAAAAACGAAGACUAAAGCAAGUAAAGGAGGGAUAACUCCGUCUAACAUGAACGACAGUAUAGAGAUUCUUAAACUAGAUUCUUCCAUUUCUGAAGGGAAGGGCAGCAUUGUCAUGCCUCAGACACAAGCCUUCACCAUUCAGAAAGCAGCUGCAGAUGGGUUAAUGAACCUCCUGCGUGAUAUGGGGAAAGGUUAUUUAGCACUUUGUUCGUACAACUGUAAAGAAGCAAUCGGUAUUCUGAGCCAGCUGCCCUCUCAUCAUUACAACACAGGCUGGGUACUGUGUCAGAUCGGGAGAGCACACUUUGAGCUUGCAGAGUACAUGCAGGCAGAGAGGAUAUUUUCAGAAGUACGUCGCAUAGAAAGUUACCGAGUGGAAGGAAUAGAGAUUUACUCAACAACACUUUGGCACCUUCAGAAAGAUGUUGCUUUGUCAGCUCUGUCUAAAGACCUUACAGACAUGGAUAAAAACUGUCCAGAGGCCUGGUGUGUUGCUGGUAACUGUUUCAGUUUGCAGAGAGAGCAUGAUAUUGCGAUCAAGUUCUUUCAGAGGGCAAUCCAGGUGGACCCAGGCUUUGCAUACUCAUACACACUACUUGGGCACGAGUUUGUACUCACAGAAGAACUAGAAAAGGCUUUGGCUUGUUUCAGGAAUGCCAUUCGUGUUAACUCGCGGCACUAUAAUGCAUGGUAUGGCCUGGGAAUGAUCUAUUAUAAGCAAGAAAAGUUCAGUCUGGCAGAAAUUCAUUUCAAAAAAGCGCUCGAUAUCAACCCUCAAAGUUCAGUCCUGCUAUGUCAUUUCGGAAUGGUGCAGCAUGCUUUAAAGAAGUCCGAACAUGCUUUAGAAACUCUGAACAAAGCCGUUAGUAUUGACCCUAAAAACCCGCUAUGCAAAUUCCACCGGGCCUCAAUUCUGUUUGCUAAUGAAAAGUACAAGGCUGCUUUACAAGAACUCGAAGAACUGAAACAAAUUGUCCCAAAAGAAUCACUGGUUUACUUUUUAAUAGGCAAGGUUUAUAAGAAACUGGGUCAGACACACUUGGCCCUGAUGAAUUUCUCCUGGGCCAUGGAUUUGGAUCCGAAAGGUGCAAACAAUCAAAUCAAAGAGGCCAUUGAUAAAAGAUACCUUCCUGAUGACGAGGAACCGGUAACUCAAGAGGAUUCCUACCCAUUUGAGUCGGUUGAAGCUGAAGAGUCGCAGGAAAGCAGUAUGACCGACGCAGACAACACUCAGCUUCACGCAUUGGAAAGUGAAGAGGUGUAUUAAGUCAGCGUGAUUUCAGAAUUUAAACUGCUGCUGAUACAGAACCACCUGUCCCUCCCCCACUUGCACCUUUAUUUAUUUAUUUAUUUAUUUUAUUCCCCCCCCCCCGGCCC
Messenger RNA from Polyodon spathula (Mississippi paddlefish), 2782 nucleotides. RefSeq names its product cell division cycle protein 27 homolog. Lineage: Eukaryota; Metazoa; Chordata; Actinopteri; Acipenseriformes; Polyodontidae. Gene Ontology annotation, biological process: cell division. Gene Ontology annotation, molecular function: protein binding. The transcript has 20 exons. Bases 81 to 2672 code for a protein of 863 amino acids. The record is from RefSeq and is a predicted model, not a curated record.